AUGGCGGAGGUCAACAUCAAGGCUGCGGCAUCCCAUGUUGAGGACAAGCUUGGUGAAGGUGCCAUCAUCGAGGCAAAAAAUGCCUCUGACGAAGAACAUUCCCAGACUCUUCUUCAAGCCUUGAAGAGCAAUCGCAAGGCUGUCUUCUGGUCCAUGUUAAUCUCCAUGAGCAUCGUCAUGGAGGGCUACGAUACGAUUCUGAUGGGCAACUUCUUUGGAUAUCCCGAAUUCGCCAAGAAAUACGGUACGGAUUACGGUGGAAAUGUUGGAUUUCAAGUCUCAGCCCCCUGGCAGUCUGGCUUGAACAUGGGCAGUACCGUGGGAGCUAUAUUCGGUAUGUUUCGUGGAAUCUUGAACGGCUAUAUGGUAUCUCGAUUCGGUUACCGGCGCGUCUUGAUGGGAGCGUUGUUCUUCAUGAACGCUUUCAUCUUUAUUGUAUUCUUUGCCAACUCUGCUGCCGUGCUACUCGUUGGUCAGAUUCUCUGCGGUCUUUCCUGGGGAGUCUUUGCAGUUACGAGUCCAUCCUACGCUUCCGAAGUCUGUCCAACGAACCUCCGAGGAUAUCUCACGACCUACGUCAACCUUUGUUGGGCCAUCGGCCAAUUCAUUGCCGCAGGUGUACUUGAGGGCCUGAUACACCGCCGUGACCAAUGGGCAUACAGGAUUCCUUUUGCGAUCCAGUGGAUUUGGCCGGUCCCUCUCAUGAUUGUGUGCUUUUUUGCGCCCGAAUCGCCUUGGUAUCUUGUGCGGAGAGACCGUGUAGAGGACGCCAAAAAAAGCCUGCGAAGGCUGGGAGGGAACAAGUCCGAGGAUCAAAUCAACGGCCAGCUUGCCAUGAUGGUACAUACAGUCAAUAUUGAGCAAGCCCAAGCGAAAGCAAGCAAGUCCUACGUGGAAUGCUUCAGGGGCACCGACCUCCGUCGGACAGAAAUCUGCUGCGUGGCUUUUCUUGGGCAGAUCCUUUCGGGCAGCUCUUUCGCAUACAGUCCGUCGUACUUCUUCACAACAGCUGGAAUGAGCCCUGACCACGCAUAUCAGCUCAAUCUCGGGGGCACGGCUAUCGCUUUUCUCGGAACGGUGUUGUCUUGGUUCCUGAUCACGCACUUUGGCCGCCGAACGCUCUAUGUUGUGGGGCAAGGUAUCUUAUGCUCCACUCUCCUUAUCAUUGGGAUUGUCAACUCUGCGACAUCUGCCAAGGAUGCCAUAUGGGCAGAAGCAGCGUUAUGCAUCUUCUGGCUCCUAGUCUAUGCUCUUACAGUUGGCCCUAUCACGUAUUCUAUCGUGUCCGAGACAUCGUCCAUCCGUCUGCGCCCAGAGACCGUUUCGCUGGCCCGGGCGGCCUAUCAGAUUAUCAACGUUGCAUCCCAGGUCCUUGAGCCGUACUUUAUGAACCCGACCGCUUGGAACGCGUCUGGAAAGACGGGGUUCUUCUGGGGCGGCACCGCUCUGAUCAUGUUUAUUUGGGCCUAUUUCCGACUUCCCGAAACGAAAGGACGAACGUAUGAAGAGCUGGACAUCUUAUUCGCAAAGAGGAUUUCUGCCCGCAAGUUCGCGUCCGAACAUGUUGACGCUUAUGAAAUGACUCCAACGUUCUCCAUGUCCAAGAAGACCCAUUCUUCUUGA
Molecule: messenger RNA, 1623 nt
Organism: Trichoderma reesei QM6a
Lineage: Eukaryota; Fungi; Ascomycota; Sordariomycetes; Hypocreales; Hypocreaceae
Product: maltose permease
Exons: 4
Coding region: 1-1623 (540 amino acids)
Biological process (GO): transmembrane transport; carbohydrate transport
Cellular component (GO): membrane
Molecular function (GO): carbohydrate:proton symporter activity
Source: RefSeq, a predicted model, not a curated record